GCGUCAAUUCCUUGCGAUGGAACCAGUUUUUCUUCAUCCAUGGAUAAGACACAAUUGAUUGAAAUUGUACGAUUAUAUCAUCCUCGCCGAUGUUCAAAUAGGUUAUGUGACGCGCAGUCACGUGGUUCACGCGUCAUCCCCUCCCCCUCUCAGCUGUCAAACUUUCUCUCUCUCUCUCGCUUCCGACUGCGGCGAAGCGAUAUCGCGACCGAGAUGUCAAAACGAACGGCGGUGACGGAUUACGAUUAUGGAUCGCGUAGAUAGUAAACAGUCGGAAGUACAACAGCUGUAAACCUUAAUCUAGUCAAUUGCAGAUAAACGUGGAACGCGGUGAGGCAGAUCGCUACGAUGAAGAUCGCUCGUUGAAACGUCAAUUAAUCGCGAGGAGAGCUCGAGAUUGGCGGAAAGGAAUUAUGCCUCGGAAAUUCUGUCGAUGAAGAAGUAGCCUUAGGUUAUGCCGUUUCCUUGUCCAAGUGUUCGUAGCCUGUUAUCAACGAAGGACUCGUCGGCCGCCACGUAGAGAGGACGAGAUUUAUUUUUUUUUUAUUUUUUUUUUUUUUUGUGAUAAAAAUGGGCGACCACAUCGGCGAUAACAUAUUGAUCCCGCAGGUCGACAAUGUCGUGUUGAUCGACAGGAGCGAUGGCAGUAACAAGUGUAUGGAUGGGACCCUGUGCAUCAGCGGUCAUCAUCUUAUCUUAUCUUCCAGACAGGACGACGGUCAGGAACUGUGGUUGAUGAAUCGCAAUAUCGAUGUCGUGGAGAAGAAACUGAACACCCAGAGCCCAGGAGGUAGCAUAAUAUUGAAAUGCAAAGACUUUCAGAUCCUUCAGUUAGAUAUCGGCUCCACCAAUGAUUUAAUCAAUGCCAUAUUAUCCAUAGAAAAGCUGAUAUCGUUAGAUCAGACUCUGCAAUAUCCAUUCUUCUAUCGACCACAGACAACCAACAACGCCAUGCAAAUAGAGGAUGGAUGGACAGCAUUCGCGCCUGUCUCCGAGUGGUCCAGAUUAUUGGCGGCUCACGGAGACGAGUGGCGGAUUAGUUACUUGAAUAGAGAUUACAAAGUGUGCAAUUCGUAUCCAUCGGCAGUCAUAGUGCCACGCCAGAUGGACGACAAAGUUGUUAUAGCCUCCGCUGGCUUCAGGGAUGGUGGAAGAUUCCCUGUUUUAUGUUACAGGCAUGAGGGAGGGAGCAUAUUAUUGAGAAGCAGUCAGCCGUUAUGUGGUGCUACUGGUAAGAGAUGUAAAGAAGAUGAAAAGCUGUUGAACGCGGUUUUAGGUCCUGGAAGACGCGGUUAUAUAGUGGACAUGAGAUCCAUUAGUCAGGCGCAGAGUGCUAGGGCCAGAGGUGGAGGUACAGAAAUGGACACUGCUUAUCCACAGUGGCGAAAAGUACAUAAACCAGUUCCUCGACCGCACGAUUUAGCGGAUAGUUUCUACAAGUUAAUAGAAGCUUGCAACGAAGUGAAUAGUUCCACUUCGCAGUGGCUGUCGAGGUUGGACAGCAGCGGGUGGCUAACCGCCGUACAAAGUGCUUUAAACGCAGCUUGCGUCACCGCGCAAUGUCUGCAUCAAGAAGUCGCUGCUGUGUUAGUGCAUGGCAGUACAGGUAGAGACUCUACGUUAGUAGUAACUAGUUUAGCCCAGGCAAUACUGAAUCCCGAUUGUCGGACGGUACGAGGACUUCAGGCGCUUAUAGAACGCGAAUGGUUGCAAGCGGGCCAUCAGUUUUUCAGUCGAACUCGUUCCGGAGCCUAUCAAUCCUCGAGCUCGCAAAAUCCAACGCACGCGCCGACCUUCUUGCUCUUUCUCGAUUGUCUUUAUCAAUUACAUCAUCAAUUCCAAUUUAGUUUCGAGUACACGGUAGAUCUACUUAUCAGACUGUACAAGCACGCUUAUUCCUCAAACUAUGGUACAUUUUUAGGUGAUUCGGAAGCAGAGAGGAUAAAGUUACGGUUAUCAGAACGAACUUACAGCUUGUGGUCGUACAUGAAUCAACCGGACGUCCUAGAACAGUGGAUAAAUCCGUUGUACGAGCCGAAUCCGGGGGUGAUCUGGCCCAGCGUCGCCCCUAUCAGUAUUAAACUAUGGAGAGAACUGUAUGUCGCGCAUACGAACGCCGCUUCAUGGGAUGGUAUGCUUUCCUAUGCGAAGCAGAUCAAGCAGAAUCACACGGCGGUGCGCAAAGUGGCCGGACAGUUGCACGCGCAGAUCAAGCAAGCGUUGGAGGAGAUCCGUUCGGACCCGGACAUGUCGCGAGGGGAUGCGGACGGUCAGGAGGAACAUCCUUGUAUCGCGCAAUUGAGCCUAGAGUCUCAGAGUACUUGAUAUAGAUUUGUAGAAACCGAGAAGGUCUAAAGUCCGCGCUGCUGUUCAACGAUCUUGUCAAUAUGCCUUCGAUUAUACAAUACCACGUUAGUUCGUAAGGAUCAACGGGCGAAUAAUUGCCACGAAUGCCGAAAUCCUGCGUAAUAAUGAGUUCUCGGUCAACUCUUCUUUCUGAUCUCUAAGAUUUAAAAAGAAAUAUCUAUUCGUCUAAAAAAAAAAAACACAGAAAAUGGCUCUAUCGGUUUUAUAAAACGGAUUAUCUUUGUUGAUAUAAAAGUGAAUCUUGUAUAUAUCUAUGUGUAAAAGAUAUUUCGGAUAAUCGGCGUUACAUACAUUACAUUAUUACUACGAUCUUCGCCUGUAAAAUUCGCACCACUAAAAAAAAAAACACGUGUUCUAUGCAAAGCGAUUCAAACAAGACAGAGAUGAAUUUGUGAUAUUUUUUUAUUUUACAAAUCUCAUAACUUGUAUCAUACCCACGUAAUAGUAAUUUUAGCGGCGUUGUAUUAUGCAACGUACACAUAUAUAUCACAUGUAAUAAUUUAUCGAAAUUAUUAUAUGUAAUAUAUAUAUAUAUAUAAAUUUUCCCCCUCUAUAUACAUGUAUAAUUUAUUUAUCCAAAGGUAAUAUAAUAACCAAAUAAAAAAUGGACUCUAUAUUAAAAAUUCACCACGGAGGAGCGUAAUUGCGAGGGUAAAAACUGGCGAAAAUUUUUCAUUCGAGCGUACAGAGAGAGAGAGAGAGAGAGUGUAGAGGAAAUCUCGCUUGUUCGGGGGUACGGACGAGUUUUUACCGUUAUUCGGGAAGGAUGGCGGAUCAAAGAGAGAGGAAGAGAGAGCAAGUUAAGGGCGGGAUUGUUGCCGCUGCCGAGGCAAAAGGGGGAGAAGGCUGGAGGGGAAAGCGCGGCAGGUGUUCACACACAAAGAAACUGAAAGGGAAUCCCACGGCCAUUGGCUCCGCACUCAGGAAUGCAUCGAGUUUCGUCGGCACAUUCGCAUUUCGCGAUCAAAUAUACGUACACACAUGCACGUAUUAUCUUAAUACAGUCAUAAGACGAACAGAGAAGAGGGAUGGGGAGAGAGAAGAAGAAUAUAUAUGUAUGUGUAGAUAUAUGUAUGUUUAAUGUGUGUCGAGUUGCGUAAAAAUUCAUCUUGGGAAGAAUGAUAUAAAAAGAUAAAUCGGCGUAAAUUUUUUUUAAGUAUAAAUAAAGGCGAAGAGAAUCUGUAUAUAGAAUCGUUUGACGCUAUAGUUAAAAAAAGGGUCUAUUUUGUAAAAAUGCUCUCUAAGCUAUUAUAUAGAGCUCUGUAAAAAAGC
Messenger RNA from Nylanderia fulva, 3639 nucleotides. RefSeq names its product myotubularin-related protein 9. Gene Ontology annotation, molecular function: protein phosphatase binding. Gene Ontology annotation, cellular component: cytoplasm. The record is from RefSeq and is a predicted model, not a curated record. NCBI's taxonomy places the organism in Eukaryota, Metazoa, Arthropoda, Insecta, Hymenoptera, Formicidae. Gene Ontology annotation, biological process: phosphatidylinositol dephosphorylation; negative regulation of autophagy.